AAGUGUCUUAGCAACAGAAUCCCGUCCUUCUUGCCAUCAUGCAUGCAGCGGUUUGCCGCUCUCGGGAACUAAAUCAGACGAGACAGGACCAAGGAGGGGUCCAGCCAACAGUUUGGGCUCCUCGGCUACUCCCACCCCUGCUCCCCGUGUCUGGUUCUCAUAGCCUUGCUUUCCCAGCUUUGCUGUCGGGCUGUGGCUGCUCUGUGCGCUCACUGUGACUUUGGGCUAGAGUAGAAGUAAAAGGCUCAGGGAGGGUCCCUGUGCGCCUGGAUAAAAAUUAUGGGCCCCAGAACCUGAAAGAAGGCGGGUGUUGGACGUCUAGGGGCGGGGACAUGGGGCGGAGGAGCUUCUCCUUGAAUCUUAGUCUGUGGGCUGCGGGCGGGCGACUCCCGACAGAAGCAGGGGUGGCUAGCGGGUCUGGCUGGCCGUGCAUGCAACUCUUUUCGUUCCCCUGCCGGUUCUUUAGGAUUGGAAAUCACAGCUGUUACGAAAGGCACUAGGGUGCCACCUACGCGCUGAUGCCCCGAGUGCUCACAGGGCUUCCAGCUAACCAUGCUGCACCUACCUUGGCGCUGCCCCUGCUACUACUAUUACUGGUGGUGGUGUGGACCCCGCUCCCCGUUAGCGCGGGGCGGGGCACCGAUUACCUGCGGCGAGGCUGGCUGCGGCUACUAGCCGAGGGCGAGGGCUGUGCUCCCUGCCGGCCAGAAGAGUGCGCUGCGCCGCGGGGCUGCCUAGCAGGUCGGGUGCGCGAUGCGUGCGGCUGCUGCUGGGAAUGCGCCAACCUGGAGGGCCAGCUCUGCGAUCUGGACCCCAGCGCCAACUUCUACGGGCGCUGCGGCGAGCAGCUCGAGUGCCAGCUAGACUUGGGCGGUGACCUGAGCCGAGGAGAGGUGCCGGAGCCGCUGUGCGUCUGUCGCUCACAGAGCCCACUGUGUGGUUCCGACGGCCAUACCUACGCGCAGAUCUGCCGCCUGCAACCCCAGAUCGUGUCUCAGCCUCACAAUAUUUGGAAUGUGACCGGGCAGGAUGUGAUCUUUGGCUGUGAGGUGUUCGCCUAUCCCAUGGCCUCCAUCGAGUGGAGGAAAGAUGGCUUGGACAUCCAGCUGCCAGGGGAUGACCCUCAUAUCUCUGUACAGUUUAGGGGUGGACCUCAGAAGUUUGAGGUGACUGGCUGGCUACAGAUUCAGGCUUUGCGGCCUAGUGAUGAGGGCACCUACCGCUGCCUUGCCCGGAAUGCCCUUGGCCAAGUGGAAGCCUCUGCUACUCUGACAGUGCUCACAGUGGACCAGCUGAACGCCACAGGGUUCUCCCAGCUGCAAUCAAUGAAUCUGGUUCCUGAGGAGGAGGCAGAAAGUGAAGAGGAUUACUACUAGGUCCAGAUCUCUGAUUUGGGAGUGAGGGUGUGUGGAUAGAGUAUCCACCCCUGCUGUGGAGAAGCUGUGGAGAAGACUGGAAAGGGCGAGCAGCGUCCUCUCAUGGAUUGUUUGAGGCUCCUUGUAGCCUCAGUUUGCCUUUCCUCCAAACCCAUCUCCCAGAAGCUUUCCACCUCACCGAGUUCCUAGGGCACUUACUAACCACAGUCCUUUCUUGUGUGAGCACAGUGGGACUAACUCAGUUCAGUGCAGCGAGAGGGGUGGGGCAACCCCAUGUCUUGAACCAUUGUAGUGGACAAAGCCCACCUAGCAUAUGACUAGACACAGUGGGCAGUAAUAAAAAAUAUAGACAAACUGAGCCACACUGCUGCAAACAGUUCUCACCGAUAUGCACAUAGAGACCGGACACCCCUGAGUGGCCUCCUACUUCAGGACUGCAAGCCCUAAACACAGGCCUGCUUUGUGAGAGAAGGCUUGAGCUCAGGCCUAUACUGCCCCCUCCUGUCCUCUAAGGAGGGAGUCUAGUUGGAGGGAGGACCACAGUUACUUCAAUCUCCCCAAGCCCCACCCUCCUACCCAGUUGGUAUAGGGAUAGAUUACCUAUAUAUCAGUCCUUAUUCUUGUGUUCCUCCUCCCCAGGCAGAGUGGGGAACCAGGUCUAUGCGAGUGGGACCCCAAAAUGAAUGCUUACACUGAGUGGUUGGGGCACCCGUGUUAGCCACACCCCUCCUCUGCUCCCUUCCCAAGUCCCAGUUGAACCCAAAGUCGUAGUAUCCUAUUUCCAACUGUCUCAGUUGUGAACUGCCUUAUCUUAUUUGAAGUCCUUUACCACAG
Messenger RNA from Cricetulus griseus (Chinese hamster), 2210 nucleotides. Lineage: Eukaryota; Metazoa; Chordata; Mammalia; Rodentia; Cricetidae. The record is from RefSeq and is a predicted model, not a curated record.